AUGAUCUCUUUAAACACAGCAAGCGUGCCGUUCGAUAAAUUGAAAUACUUUCUUAAGAACGGUCUGGAAGAGAGACUUCCCUCAAAAGCAGACAUCCAUGUUCUAAACGGAUGGAGGCCGUCGACGUUAAUGAGUUACAAUAGCGCCGUAGCCAAAUUUAACCGCUUCCUAAUUAGCGAGGGAAUCGUUUCUUUAGUCCUACCCGUCACCGCGUCGUUGCUAGAAGAAUUUUGUAUCUGGGCAGGCAGAAACGACGUAUCAUCAAACGAUGGAAAAAUUUCCGCAACCUCUUUAAGAAAAUACCUGGCAGGCAUCAAGGCUUGGCACAUAUAUCAUAGCGCUACCUUCCCAGACGACAACAAUCCGAGGUUGGCACUGUUACUCAAGGCAUCCGCAAAGAAAGACGAAUCAUCUGUAACAGCAAAAAUGAAAUUGCCAGUUAUGUUGUGGCAUAUGGCUCACUUGUGGAAGUCGUUAGUACUGGGCGACGAACUCGACCGGGCCGUAUUGGAUGUGUCGAUCGUGGCGUUCUGGGGUUUGGCGAGGCUCGCGGAGUUAACCUACAUCAAAGACGGUAAUUCGAUCAACUUCGGAACUUCAGUCCUAACGACGGAUCGAAACCCGGGUCACCUCAGAUUAUCACGUUGUGUGAACAACACCACGAGUUGUGCCCUGUUCUAG
Puccinia graminis f. sp. tritici CRL 75-36-700-3 is the source of this 681-nucleotide messenger RNA. RefSeq lists its product as uncharacterized. Lineage: Eukaryota; Fungi; Basidiomycota; Pucciniomycetes; Pucciniales; Pucciniaceae. The transcript is spliced from 2 exons. The record is from RefSeq and is a predicted model, not a curated record. The coding region runs from base 1 to 681 and encodes 226 amino acids.